Molecule: messenger RNA, 3435 nt
Organism: Rhineura floridana
Lineage: Eukaryota; Metazoa; Chordata; Lepidosauria; Squamata; Rhineuridae
Gene: CAP2
Product: cyclase associated actin cytoskeleton regulatory protein 2
Exons: 13
Coding region: 191-1636 (481 amino acids)
Biological process (GO): regulation of adenylate cyclase activity; cytoskeleton organization; cell morphogenesis
Cellular component (GO): cytoplasm
Molecular function (GO): adenylate cyclase binding; actin binding
Source: RefSeq, a predicted model, not a curated record
GAAACUGCCUUCUGCCGGCCGGGCUGCCUAGGCGGCGGCCUCUCUCCUCCCCUGGGUAGCUUUUGGGAGUGACACCCGCGCACAUUGAGGAGGAGGAGAGGAGGAGGAGGGGAAGAGAGAGCGCGCGCGGGGAGGGGAUUUGCGUGGCACAGCGAGAGGAGAAAGAGACUCCCCGGCUCAUCCCAACAGAAUGGCAGAGAUAGCUUUGAUGGAGAGAUUGGAAAAUGCUGUGAUUAGGCUUGAAUCAUUGUUGUCAGAUUCACGCAGGGUUGGUGGAAUGGAAUGUGGAACUGUCAAUGGCGUCAAUGGAGAUGUAGCACCAUACGUUGAAGCCUUUGAUAGACUCAUGAAGGGGAGCGUUGCUGAGUUUCUAAGGAAUAGUAAGAUCCUUGAUGGUGAUGUGAAGACGCAUGCAGAAAUGGUCCAUGGAGCUUUCCAAGCACAAAGAGCUUUUCUGCUGUUGACUUCACAGUAUCAAGAACCUCAGGAGAGUGAAGUGGCUGUUCUUCUAAAACCAGUAUCAGACAAGAUUCAGGAAAUUCAGAUGUUCAGAGAGAGGAACCGAGGAAGUAAAAUGUUUAAUCAUCUGUCAUCUGUCAGUGAAAGCAUUCCAGCUCUUGGGUGGAUAGCAAUGUCUCCUAAACCAGGGCCUUAUGUCAAGGAGAUGAAUGAUGCUGCUACAUUUUAUACUAACAGGGUAUUAAAAGACUACAAACAUAGUGAUUUGCAUCAUGUUGACUGGGUGAAAUCAUUCUUGAAUAUCUGGACAGAACUUCAGGCAUACAUCAAAGAAUAUCAUACUACUGGGCUCACCUGGAGUAAAACCGGUCCACUUGCCUCAGCAGCAUCUGGGCUGUCUACUCUAACAGGCAACCAGGUCCCUCCUCCUCCUCCACCACCACCGCCACCACCACCUCCUCCACCACCAGGACCUCCACCUGCCUUCGAUACCGAAAAUGCAAAAGAUGAUACAACUGCAACCCGCUCAGCCUUAUUUGCCCAGCUGAACCAAGGAGAAGAUAUUACCAAAGGGCUUCGCCAUGUCUCUGACGACCAGAAGACCCAUAAAAACCCCAGUCUUCGGGCCCAAGGGGCACCAAUUCGAUCUCCUACAAAAAGCCAUUCACCAAGUCCAAUAACUCCCAAGCCUCCUCAACAGAGCCACUGUCCUGUGUUAGAACUUGAAGGAAAGAAAUGGAGAGUGGAAUACCAAGAAGACAAGAAUGACCUUUUAAUUACUGACACUGAACUCAAGCAAGUAGCUUACAUUUUCAAGUGCAACAAAUCUACAUUACAAAUAAAAGGAAAAAUUAAUUCCAUUACAGUAGACAACUGCAAAAAGUUUGGCCUUGUAUUUGACAAUGUUGUGGGCAUAGUUGAAGUGAUCAAUUCCAAUGAUAUUCAGAUACAGGUACUAGGGAAAGUGCCAACCAUUUCAGUUAACAAGACUGAAGGCUGCCAUAUAUACCUGAGUGAGGAAUCACUAGACUGUGAGAUUGUGAGUGCUAAGUCAUCUGAAAUGAACAUCCUUAUCCCACAGGAUGGUGAUUACAAAGAAUUUCCGGUUCCUGAACAGUUCAAGACAUCAUGGGAUGGUUCCAAAUUGGUCACUGACCCUACAGAGAUUGUGGGUUAAUUUCCAAGGGUCACAGAAAAACCACUCUCCAAAGAAAUGCACCCUAAAGAAAGCAGCAGCAUGAAGAACUAGAAGUAGCACUGGUUUAUACAGCAGUGAUAAGCCUUCAAGCAACUACUCUAGAAACUACACUGUAUUACAUAUGGUAUUUUUUCUCCACCAAGAUCAUCUCUAUGGGCAAGGGGGGGGAGAGAUACUGAUGUACACAGCUAUGUUUGAAGAAGGCAUGAACGUUUAUUUUGCCGUGACACACAUGCUUGGAAACCACUCCGCACAGCCCCAGUACAUUUUUGUAGGCAUCCUGAUAUUCUUAAUAUGUCAACAAUUUCCCUUUGUUUGCAGAUAGAUUAUACACAUCAUGUGAAUGUAUAAAUAUUUUUAAAAUUAACCAUUCAGGUUAUUGACUAUUUCACUACAUAUAAGAAACCAAAUGUCUGCAUGAUACACUUUGUCAUGUUUCAGUGCAUUCCUUUUGUAAUGUUUUGGCUGGUUAAAACAAAUCUUAAUAUAGUAAGAUGUUCAUUUUAGAUUUGAAAUUAUUCAUGUCUCGCACAGUGAAGCUGGAUCCCAGAAAGUCUGUAGUUCUUAGAUGUCUUUGAGCUUUUGAAAGUUGCAAAGGUACAACUCCCAGCAAUACAGUUGCUAAUAGAAAAGCUAGGUUUAUUUUAGUUCAGUUACACAUUUCCUUAACCAUCAUCCAUCCCCUAUUUUUAACAAGGUGAGUUUGCUGUAAUUUUUGUUUUUGUUCAGUUCAAACAAGCACAGAUCAUUUAUAGAAAAUGUUACUUUAAACGUAAGUAAAUCUUUCUGCAUUCUACUAUGUUUUUCACUCCUCCCCUGAACCCUUACAACAUUUCCUUACUUUUGGGCAAUGUUUCUCUUUACAAACAGUAUUUAACAACACAAUCUGAAAAGGAAAAAAACCCUGAACAUUUAUUUGAUAAUGUGAGGGUCGUACUAAAUGUUAAACAUUGUUUCUCUUGGAUCUCUUAGAUGCUAAGUAUUCCCAUGUCUGGAAGGAAUCAGACCAUAAAUCGCAAUCUCUUAAAGGGGUGGCCAAUUGCUGGCCAAAAGGCCAAAACUUGCAACCCUACCAAAUAUUAAGUAAUGGUAAAAAGUUAUUUGAUGCUGUGAGACUAAGUCAUACUCAAAGUAGACCUACUGAAAUCAAUGUACUUCAUCCUGGCCAUCUCUGAGGGUGCCAGUUUUUGCAAUAAAAUACACUUCCAGGCCAGUGUCUAUGAGAGCGGCUCCUUAUAAUGCAGAAGUUGGCUAUCCUAAGUAUAGAUCUUAUUUUGUGUAUUGGGCGAGAGCAUAGUUCUGCAAUUCUUCAAAAAUGUACAUUAAGAAAAGCCACAGAUUACUUUUGAAAACAUUUUGAAGUCAGACUAAAGGGAUUGUAUUUUGAGGUAUGGGCUUGACUCCACAGACCAUAGUUUUUAGUUUUUAACACUAAUGUGAUGUUUAGUACAUGUUGUAUGAUUUCAGUACAUAGUAUUUAACGCUGAUAUGAUUUCUUAUAAUACUUUUUAACAGUGAAAUGAUGGUAAUAUGCUUGCAAAGCUAGAUCAGGAUAUAAAUUGUGCCUACUGCACCUUACAAGGUAUGUAACUUUCAUUUUUUAAAAUUAUAUUUGACUGUAAUACUGUAUAAAUACUACAACAAAUAGCACUCACAUAAUAAGAUUUUGCUCUCUGAUGUUUGAUCUAUAUGUAUAAUGUUGUGGCUUUAGCACAUGCCAUUUUUCAAUAGUAAAUCUGACAAGACUAAAAAUAAAAUUGUAACUUGUUUAAAUAUAA